Suillus plorans is the source of this 465-nucleotide messenger RNA. RefSeq lists its product as uncharacterized. The coding region runs from base 1 to 465 and encodes 154 amino acids. The transcript has 10 exons. Lineage: Eukaryota; Fungi; Basidiomycota; Agaricomycetes; Boletales; Suillaceae. The record is from RefSeq and is a predicted model, not a curated record.
AUGUACUACAUCAGGAAAGUGCAUAUUAAGCUGCUGUGGGAAUACAACAAUAGCUGGACACUACAUGAAAUGACCUCCCUCCUACUUGGAGGUAGAAAGACAUGUAAUAACGUCUACAAUUGUACAGUUAUUCGAGUACCAUAUGACACUCUCAUACUUCCUACCUUCAACCUCUUCAAGGCAGUGCCACCAGGUGACUUCGUUGAUGGCAAGGAUGUAAUAUUAGACAUUCAGUCCAAUACAACAGGUCCGAUGUCUAAGGCUGUUAAUGUGAGUCUUGCAGCUAUCGAUCUUUUUGCUCAGAACCUAACCCAAGCACUAAUGUCUGUGUUCUCAAUACCAACUACAAGCGGACAUAACUCUCUUCGGCAUGCUGGUCUCCAACCUAACACUAUCAGGACAUUGAUGUUGGCUAAGCAGCAUCUGCGCCUUGCUUGUAAUGCUAUCACGUUAGUACUACUGUAA